AUCCGAAAGGUAAUGGCAGAAGAGGGAAAAAAAAUUUCAUUUGGUUUUUCAAAAUCUGUGAAAAAACCUGUUCUUAAAAAUGUGCCGCCCAAAGAACAAAAGAAAGUUGACUACAUCGAAUGUGUGGAUGAAAAAUCAAUUAAGAUUGUUGGUGGUGAAGAAAAAGAAGAUGAACCUCUUGUUAUACCAAUGCUCGGUUCCAAAACUUGGCAUGAUAGAAUAAUUAACAAAGUUGACGCUGAUAUAUUUGAACUAAAACCAAAUCAGUGUAAAAUUAAUAAUGAAGAUAUUAAAAUUAAAGAAGAAAAAAUUGACAAUGUACCUAAUGGUAAUAUAUCCAAUGAAAUUAUACAGCCUAUGGAAGAUUCAGAAAUUAAGAAAGAACCAGAUGCAAUUCAGUUAACAUUAGAUCAACAAGCUGCUAAUGAAAUUAUAUCGGAUCUUAAAUCAAAUGAUGAUAGAGUUAAUGAACAAAAUAUUUUUAAUGUACCUAUUAUAAAUAAUGAGGAUUUAAAAGGAAAAGAAGAGUCAUCGUUAGAAGAUUAUGAAAAUAUUCCUAUAGAUGUUUUUGGUAUGGCAAUGCUAAGAGGAAUGGGAUGGCAACCAGGAAAAGGAAUAGGCAAAAAUGAAAAGAUUGUGCCACCAGCGAUACCCGAAGUACGACCAAAAGGAAUGGGUCUUGGAGCAGAUAAACUUGCUAUUCAGCAAUUAAAAGGAAAAUCAAAUAAAGAAGAAGAACCAUUAAAAUUACUUAAAGGCAGCUGUGCUAAAGUUGUAGCAGGAAAGUAUAGUGGUAAUUAUGGAAAAGUUGAAGGAUUUGACGAAGAUGCGGCUAGAAUAAUUUUAAAAUUGGCACUUGGAGGCGAAGUAGUUUCUGUAAAUGAAUUUUGGGUUUGUCCAGUAUCUUCAACAGAAUAUUCGCAAAACUCUAAAGUAUUAAAUGUUAAGAAGUAUGAAGACUAUAAAAAUAAUGAAAUAAAUAAUAAAGAAAAAUCAAAAAAUGAGAAAUCUAAGACUAUACAAAUUAGUGACGAUGAAGGUCGCAUAAGUAAGCAGACUGAGAAAACGAAGAAAAAGUCUAAAAAGAAAAACCAUCGAUCUUCCGAUGAUAGUAGUAUAGAUAGGACAUUCAGAAAAAAAAGAAAUUCAAUUGACGGUAGUGAUGAGGAACCAAAACAAAAGAAAGCGAAGAAAUCGAAAAAGUAUAAAAAUCAUGAUAGUUCUUCAGAACAUUCAAGAGAUUCAUCAAAGCAUAAUGAGGAACAAAAAUCAAAAAAAUUAAAAAAGUCAAAAAAACAUAAAAAUUGCGAUAGUUCUGGAGAACGAUUGAGUCGAAAGAAUAAGAAGAAAGAUAAGGAAAAUGAAAAAGUAAAGCAUAAAAAGGCAGAUUUGAAUUCAUCAGAAAAAAUAAAAUCUAAAAAUCAUAAAUCUCGAUCAAGAAGUAAUUCAGGAAAAGUUCAUAGGCGAUCUCGAUCUAAAACUAGUCGAGGAAAAAAUCAUAAGCGAUCAAGAUCUAUAAGCGCCCGUGAAAAAAGUCAAAAACGAUCUCGAUCUAGUAGCAACACAGGGAAAACGCAUAGGCGAUCGCAAUCUAGAAGUAGCCGGGGAAUGAGUCAUAAGAGAUCCAGGUCUAUGAGCAAUACAAGAAAUUCUUAUAGACGAUCACGAUCCAGACAUAGCCGAGAAAAAAGUGACAAACGCUCUCGAUCCCGAUCUAGAAGCAGUCGGGAAAGAAGUCAUAGGCGAUCUCGAUCGAAAAGUAGUCGAAGAAGUCACAGGCGAUCACGAUCUAGAAGUAACCGAAGAAGAAGUUAUAGACGAUCUCGAUCUAAAAGCAAUCUAAGGCGAACUCAAAAGAGAUCUCGAACAAGAAGUAACCUAAGAAGUCAUAGGCGAUCGCGAUCACCAAGCCCUUCAGAAAAAACUUAUAGACGAUCUCGAUCUAGAAAUAAUUCAGGAAAAACUCAUAAGCGAUCUCGGUCUAGAAGUAGUUCAAGAAGUCGUAAGCGAUCUCGAUCUAGAAGCAACAGAAGAAGAAGUCACAGACAAUCUAGAUCUCGAAGUUAUUCCUUUAGAAAUCGCAGAAGAAAUCAUUCUCAUAGUCACUCAUCCAAGCGGUGAUAAUUUUGUAUAAAAAUACUAUGUAUUUAUUAAAAUUAAGAUUUUUCUUUAUGUGUUUUUUAUGAACUUUUUCAUUUUAUUUAAAUAAACAAGAUACUGUACAGCUCAUAUUUUUCAGAUAUGUGUAGAAUGACUU
Molecule: messenger RNA, 2257 nt
Organism: Ceratosolen solmsi marchali
Lineage: Eukaryota; Metazoa; Arthropoda; Insecta; Hymenoptera; Agaonidae
Product: serine/arginine repetitive matrix protein 2
Exons: 6
Coding region: 13-2121 (702 amino acids)
Biological process (GO): mRNA splicing, via spliceosome
Cellular component (GO): spliceosomal complex
Molecular function (GO): nucleic acid binding
Source: RefSeq, a predicted model, not a curated record